Pseudozyma flocculosa PF-1 is the source of this 672-nucleotide messenger RNA. RefSeq lists its product as uncharacterized. Bases 1 to 672 code for a protein of 223 amino acids. The transcript is spliced from 4 exons. Gene Ontology annotation, biological process: translation; positive regulation of translational fidelity. NCBI's taxonomy places the organism in Eukaryota, Fungi, Basidiomycota, Ustilaginomycetes, Ustilaginales, Ustilaginaceae. The record is from RefSeq and is a predicted model, not a curated record. Gene Ontology annotation, cellular component: cytosolic small ribosomal subunit. Gene Ontology annotation, molecular function: rRNA binding; structural constituent of ribosome.
AUGCUACACCACAGCCGCGCCGACCUCGACGACAACACCUACGGCCCAUCCCGACACGGCCCACGCGACCGCGACCACACAAUGCCCCGUGCUCCCCGCAACCACUCCAAGACCGCCAAGGUCCCCCGUAGGCCCUUCGAGUCGGCUCGUCUCGAUGCCGAGCUCAAGCUGGCCGGAGAGUACGGUCUCCGCAACAAGCGUGAGAUCUGGCGCAUUGCCCUCACCCUCUCCAAGAUUCGUCGUGCCGCUCGUGAGCUGCUCAAGCUCGACGAGAAGGACCCCAAGCGCCUCUUUGAGGGCAACGCCAUCAUCCGCCGUCUUGUGCGCAUCGGUGUGCUCGACGAGGCCCGCAUGAGGCUCGACUACGUGCUUGCCCUCAAGAUCGAGGACUUCCUCGAGCGCCGUCUCCAGACCCAGGUCUUCAAGAGCGGCCUCGCCAAGUCGAUUCACCACGCCCGUGUCCUCAUCACCCAGCGCCACAUCCGCGUCGGCAAGCAGAUCGUCAACGUCCCCUCGUUUGUCGUCCGUCUUGACUCGCAGAAGCACAUCGACUUCGCCCUCACCUCGCCCUACGGCGGUGCCCGCGCCGGCCGUGUCAAGCGCAAGCGUGCUCGCGCUGCCGCCGAGGCUGCUGGCGGUGACGACGCCGGUGACGAGGAGGAGGAGGAGUAA